AUGGUUCUAGCAACUCAAUCCGCUACAAUGGCGACUUCUUUCGCUCGUAUGGCCAAGGGCCAGGUCCGAUGCUACUCCGCACCGCUGGACAUGGCCAUUCCGGCCUCCAAGCAGCGCUAUAUCCCCACCACCGGCACCUACCCUCAAGGAUUCAAAGUCUCCGGCACCCACGUUGGCGUCAAGGCAUCCAACACCCGCUUCCCGGAUUUGGCUCUGAUCGCCUCGGAGACGCCAUGCUCGGCCGCAGCGGUGUUCACCACCAACAAGUUCCAAGCUGCACCAGUGCAGGUCAGUAAGAAGACAUUGGCGAGCCGAAAGGGCGAUGGCAUUCGUGCUGUCGUCAUCAACUCAGGCUGCGCCAAUGCUGUGACCGGUAAGGGUGGUCUUGAGGAUGCCUUGUCGAUGGGACGAAAGGUCGACGAGUGCAGCAAUGUUGAGAACGACAGCUCGCUGGUCAUGAGUACCGGUGUGAUUGGACAACGUCUCCCCAUCACCAAGAUCCUCGACCGCAUCCCAACAGCACACUCCAACCUGGCUUCCACCCACGAUGCCUGGCUCAGCACCGCGCGCGCAAUCUGCACCACGGACACCUUCCCCAAGCUUCUCUCCCGGACAUUCACUCUGCCCUCCUCAGACCGCACCUACAGCCUAGCAGGCAUGACCAAAGGCGCAGGCAUGAUCCACCCGAACAUGGCGACUCUCCUGGGUGUGCUCUGCACAGAUGCAGCAGUCGAGCCCGCAGCCCUUCAAUCCAUCCUCAAGCACGCCGUGAACCGCUCUUUCAACUCGAUCUCCAUUGACGGCGACACUAGCACCAACGACACGAUCGCCGUACUGGCCAACGGUGCUGCAGGCGGCGAGAUCGUCCGCGCUCCUACCUCCUCUGCCAGCGCUGACUACACCGCGCUGCAGGGUGUGGUUACUGACUUUGCCCAGGAGCUUUCGCAGCUGGUUGUUCGGGAUGGCGAGGGCGCCACCAAGUUCGUUACUGUUCGUGUGCGUAACUCGCCAGACUACGAGUCUGGUCGACAGAUUGCUUCUACUAUUGCUCGAUCGCCGCUUGUGAAGACUGCUCUUUACGGAAAGGAUGCAAACUGGGGUCGUAUCCUGUGUGCUGUUGGAUACACACAGGGUGUUGCUGAGGGCACUGUUGUCCCUGAGCGUACCUCUGUUAGCUUCCGUCCUGUGGACGGAAGUGCUACUCUGCAGCUGCUUGUUAACGGUGAGCCGGAGACCGUCGAUGAAGAGCGGGCUAGUGCUAUUCUCCAGAAUGAGGACCUCGAGAUCGAGGUCGAUCUCGGUGGUGGUGAGAAGGGUGCUGCUGGCUGUGGUGGCGAAGAUGCUGUUUACUGGUUCUGUGACUUCAGUCAUGAGUAUGUGACUAUCAACGGUGACUACCGUACUUAA
Molecule: messenger RNA, 1407 nt
Organism: Penicillium salamii
Lineage: Eukaryota; Fungi; Ascomycota; Eurotiomycetes; Eurotiales; Aspergillaceae
Source: the annotation of a GenBank genome assembly